Molecule: messenger RNA, 1127 nt
Organism: Varanus komodoensis (Komodo dragon)
Lineage: Eukaryota; Metazoa; Chordata; Lepidosauria; Squamata; Varanidae
Gene: GPR45
Product: G protein-coupled receptor 45
Exons: 1
Coding region: 12-1127 (371 amino acids)
Biological process (GO): G protein-coupled receptor signaling pathway
Cellular component (GO): membrane
Molecular function (GO): G protein-coupled receptor activity
Source: RefSeq, a predicted model, not a curated record
UUUGCACAAGGAUGGUCUGCAACGAGACUCCCACCGACAUCCCCAUGGCCCUGAAUGCAAGCGCCCAGUGGACAGGCUCCAGCUACCCAGCCUUGCCAGUUUCUCUCAGGGUACUUUUAGCCAUAGUAAUGCUGCUCAUGAUUGCCAUUGGAUUCCUCGGCAAUGCCAUCGUCUGCCUGAUCGUCUACCAAAAGCCCGCUAUGCGUUCAGCGAUCAACCUGCUCUUAGCAACUCUGGCUUUCUCCGACAUCAUGUUGUCUUUGUUCUGCAUGCCUUUCACUGCAAUUACCAUCGUUACAGUAAGCUGGAACUUUGGGGCUCACUUCUGCCGAAUAUCGGCCAUGCUGUACUGGUUCUUCGUCUUGGAAGGUGUAUCCAUACUGCUGAUCAUUAGCGUGGACCGGUUCUUAAUCAUUGUCCAGCGCCAAGACAAACUGAACCCUCACCGUGCCAAAGUGAUGAUUGCCCUUUCUUGGGCCUUUUCUUUCUGCAUCUCUUUUCCUUCUGUGGUCGGGUGGACCUUUGUAGAAGUCCCCAGCCGGGCUCCGCAGUGUGUCCUAGGAUACACCGAGUUCCCUGCAGACAGAGCAUAUGCUGUGAUGUUAAUUGUGGCGGUCUUCUUCUUCCCUUUCAGUAUCAUGUUGUACUCUUACCUCUGCAUUCUGAACACAGUUCGUCGGAACACCGUCCGGAUCCACAACCAUGCCGAGAACGUCUGCCUGAACCAGGUGAGCAAACUGGGCCUAGCGGGGCUGCAGAAGCCCCAUCAGGUGAACGUCGACAUGAGUUUCAAGACCAGGGCUUUCACUACCAUCCUCAUCCUUUUCGUUGGCUUUUCGCUCUGCUGGCUCCCAAACACGGUCUUUAGCCUGAUGUCAGUGUUCAGCAGGCAGUUCUACUACAGCUCCUCUUUCUAUGUCACCAGCACCUAUGUCUUGUGGCUAAGUUACCUCAAGUCAGUGUUCAAUCCUGUCAUUUACUGUUGGAGAAUCAAGAAGUUUCGAGAGGCCUGUCUGGAGUUCAUGCCAAAAACAUUUAAGGUCUUUCCUCCAGUGCCUGGACGAACAAGGAGGAGAGUAAGGCCAAGCACAAUGUAUGUCUGCAGCGAGCAUCAGUCCGCAGUCUAA